This is a messenger RNA of Dufourea novaeangliae, 1551 nucleotides long. RefSeq names its product one cut domain family member 3-like. The transcript is spliced from 4 exons. Bases 1 to 1551 code for a protein of 516 amino acids. Lineage: Eukaryota; Metazoa; Arthropoda; Insecta; Hymenoptera; Halictidae. The record is from RefSeq and is a predicted model, not a curated record.
AUGAGCUCUCUAAUAUUGGGCUGCUUCCUUUUCGUCUCCGCUCUCGGAGAUCCAAUCAGGACGAAAAAAGACCCACCACCACAGAAUCAAUACGGUCCACCAUCGAGCUCUUAUGGAGUACCGAGCAUAGGAAACUCUUAUAGUGCACCGUCCGACUCUUACGGUGCACCUCCAGCUCCGCCAUCUUCUUCCUACGGAGCUCCAGCGGCGCCCUCUAGCUCUUAUGGCGCCCCAUCAGCACCCUCUAGCUCUUAUGGCGCCCCAUCAGCGCCCUCUAGCUCUUACGGUGCCCCAUUAGCGCCCUCUAGCUCCUACGGUGCUCCGUCCUCUUCCCACGGUGCACCGUCAUCUUCCUACGGUGCUCCAUCAGCACCAUCCUCCUCGUACGGAGCCCCAUCGUCGAGCUACGGUGCACCAUCUGGUCACGGUCCCAUCGGUGGCGGCGAUUCAGGUUACAGCAGCGGAGGAUCGUUCGGAGGUGAUCACGGUGGACACGGAGGUGGUGGUGAUCUCGGCUCCUUUAUAGGCGGUGGAGGUGAUCACGGCUCUUUUGGAGGUGAUCACGGCUCCUUUGGAGGCGAUCACGGCUCUUUUGGAGGCAGUGGCGGUGGUCACGGCUCCUUUGGAGGUAGUGGAGGUGGUCACGGAUCCUUUGGAGGCGACUCUGGACCCUUCGGUGGCGACCAUCACGGAGGAGGUGGAGGAAAAGGAGUGUCAUCCUCAUAUGGUCCCCCGUCGCAAUCAUACGGACCACCAGCUCAAUCUUACGGACCACCAACCCAGUCCUACGGACCACCUCAACCUCAAGGAAAAUGGGAGAAGAAGCUAACCUGGAAGCCCGAAUGGAAGCAGGAAUGGAAGAAGGUUCAAGUCCCUGUUUGGAAGGAGGUCCAGGUCCCGGCCUGGAAGGAGGUUAAAGUCCCAGCCUGGAAGAAGGUCCAGAAGCCAAUCUGGAAGGAGAUCCAAGUGCCAGCGUGGAAGGAGGUUCAGGUCCCAGCCUGGAAGAAGGUCUGGAAGCCAGUGUGGAAAGAGAUCCAAGUCCCUAUCUGGAAGGAAGUCCAGGUUCCAGAUUGGAAAAAGAUCUGGGUGCCUGAAUGGGUCAAGGUUGGUAUCCCAGGAGAACAGUACGUGGGUAAAGAUCAGAACGGCUGGCAGUACACCAGUCACGAUCUCUGGAAGAAGAAGCUGAUCUGGAAGCCGGUCUGGAAGAAGAUCUGGCGAACGGAGAAGAAACAGGUCUGGGUGAACGACAAGAAGCUCGAGUGGAAGGAGGAGUGGAAGCAGAUCUGGAAGACCGAGAAGAAACAGGUCUGGGUGGCGGACAAGAAACUGGUAUGGAAGGAGGAAUCGGUACAGGUCUGGGUGCCCGAGAAGAAACAGAUAUGGGUCACGCAGAAGAAACAGGUGUGGAAGGACGAGUGGAAGAGCAAAUGGGUGCCUGUUUGGAAGGACGUGCAGGUGCCAGCUUGGAAGAAGAUCUGGAAACCCGUCUGGGAGAAAGUCUGGGUACAGGCGGAGCCCCAUCACGACGAGCAUCACGGUUACAAGUAG